Chiroxiphia lanceolata (lance-tailed manakin) is the source of this 5711-nucleotide messenger RNA. RefSeq names its product denticleless E3 ubiquitin protein ligase homolog (gene DTL). Gene Ontology annotation, biological process: mitotic G2 DNA damage checkpoint signaling; proteasome-mediated ubiquitin-dependent protein catabolic process. Gene Ontology annotation, molecular function: protein binding; protein-macromolecule adaptor activity. NCBI's taxonomy places the organism in Eukaryota, Metazoa, Chordata, Aves, Passeriformes, Pipridae. Gene Ontology annotation, cellular component: nucleus. The record is from RefSeq and is a predicted model, not a curated record. The coding region runs from base 122 to 2200 and encodes 692 amino acids. The transcript is spliced from 15 exons.
GCUCCGCCGCGCCGCCGCCGCCACCACCGACCGUCGUUCCCCGCCGCUUCCCCUGCAUCAUCUCCUAGAUGGCUACCAGUGCAGCCAGGAGGAUGACCACCUGUCUUAUGGGGAAACGGGGAUGCCGGUCCCUCCUUUCGGCUGCACCUUUUCUACAGCACCGAAUUGGGAGCAUGUACUAGCAGUUGCAAAUGAAGAAGGAUUUGUUAGACUCUAUGAUACUGAAGCUCAAGCUACCAGGAAACUCGUCUUUAAAGAAUGGCAGGCUCACUCAAAUGCUGUAUUUGACCUUGCCUGGGUACCAGGGGAACACAGGAUUGUCACUGCUUCAGGAGAUCAGACAGCCAAGGUGUGGGAUGUGAGAGCCGGCGAGCUUCUUGGCAUAUGCAAAGGUCACCAGUGUAGCCUCAAGUCAGUUGCUUUUUCUAGAUUUGAGAAAGCUGUCUUCUGUACUGGAGGCAGAGAUGGAAACAUCAUGGUUUGGGAUACCAGAUGCAACAAGAAAGAUGGAUUUUACAGGCAGGUGAAACAAAUCAGUGGUGCACACAACAUGGCUGACAAGCAGACUCCUUCCAAACCUAAGAAGAAGAGGCAGAACUUAAAAGGACUUGCUCCCUUGGUGGAUUUCCAGCAGAGUGUAACUGUGGUGCUGCUUCAGGACGAGCACACUCUUAUCUCUGCAGGAGCUGUUGAUGGUGUGAUCAAAGUAUGGGACUUGCGUAAGAACUACGCUGCUUACCGUCAGGAGCCGGUGCCCUGCAAGUCUUUUUGCUACCCUGGAACCAGUACUCGCAAACUUGGAUAUUCUAGCCUAGUUUUGGAUUCCACUGGUACUAAUCUGUUUGCUAACUGCACUGAUGACAGUAUCUACAUGUUCAAUAUGACAAGUUUAAAGACCACUCCAGUGGCUGUUUUCAGUGGGCACCAAAAUUCAACCUUCUACAUCAAAUCCAGCACCAGCCCAGACGACCAGUUCCUGGUCAGUGGUUCAAGUGACUGCAACGCAUACAUCUGGAAGGUUUCUGAGCCCAGCCUUCCUCCAUGGAUACUCCUCGGUCACUCUCAAGAAGUUACCUCCAUUGCUUGGUGUCCUUCAGACUACACUAAGAUUGCCACGUGCUCUGAUGACAACACUGUGAGGAUUUGGCGCUUACGACGUCUUCGUGAGGAGGAGAAAUCAGCAUCCAGAAAAAUCAAUUUGGUGGGCUGGGUCACUCAGAAAAAAACAGAAGAACAGCAUGGAGCAGGACAGCCAACCAGCCCACAGAAUACUCCUGCCAAGGCCUUCACAGUGGGCAGUGCAUGUAUUUCCUCACCACGUCCAGCUGCCUGUGCUCCCAUUUAUUCUGGAGACCUUCCGCUGUCAACAAACACUCCGACGGCUGCUCUCAAAUCCCAGACGGCCACAGCUUCCACUCCAGCCAAGCAGACUGAAGCCAGCCCAUGUGCGUCUCCCAAAGUGAUCCCUUCCUCCAAAAUGUCCAUUAAACGCUGGGUUACAAGGACUCCGUGCUCUUCUCCUCCAGAAGUGGGGAAAAAGGCUCCUUCUCCUAGAAAAGCCCUGGCAGAAGUCACCCAAGGUCUCCUGGAAGCUGCCUGCCCUCCUAAAGCACCACACACGCAGUUCGAAAAGCGUGCCAAGAGAAGGCUUGACUGCAGCAAGGAGGAUGAUGUGGGGCACAAGUGUCUGCAGGCCUGUAGCUGUGUGACUGAACUGGACCAUGCAGCUAAGAAAUCCAAACUGAAUUUAUGUCACUUCAUUGCAGACCAAAAAGCUUGUGAUGAAGACUGUCUCAGCCAGGCUGACUUGGGUAAUGACUGCGAAGGCUCCAGCCACAGCCCAAAAGAACCUUCCUUUUCUGGAAGCUGUAUUAAUCCAUCAGGUGUUCAAACUUCCCUCCAUCUUUUCAGAUCCCCGUGUGGGAAAGGCACUGAGGUAGUAGAUAAAGAGAAUAGUUCUCCUGAAAGAAGAAAUUGGCUGUCUGCUCUGGGAGAGAAGCUACGAAUUGGCAGACCUGGCAGCCAGAGCAUGUCAGACAGCUCCCCGUCAUCUUGCAGUCCUGUUGCCAAAAGACAAGAGUCUGUGGCAGUGGCCACUUCACCGAAAACUGCUGCAACCACUUCAGUUUCCAUGAGGAAGAUCUGCACAUACUUCCACAGAAAGCCACAGAAUGAAGGAGCAUGUGGCGGUUGCACCUGAUGGAUGUUGACACUGAGGUAUCAAGACCAGACUUAACAACGCCAAAAACGAUGCACUGGGAUUACACAAUUUGUUGUCAGACAUUCAUAGACUUGAAGUUUUAGUCUUCCUGUUUUUAAAACUGUUAACAGUUGAAGUCAGCUGAAUGUGUAAAAUGUACACAAUACUUACUAAUGGUCUCUUACUGACUUCAGAUAUGUAAUUUUUUAAUAAACAGUGUUUUUUACAUGGCAACUGUUAUAGUCCAAAGACAGUAACAGCUCUGCUGUUUAUUGUUGACAGGCACAUAUAGCUUGGCAGUUUGUUACUAAUCUACUGUUGAAAUUGCCUAUACUUAAGAAUAGCGUGUAAAUCAUUACACCCUCCUGAAAAGUAAGUGUUGAAAUGUAUGUAGGGAAACUUACUGGCAGUAGAUCUGAGCGUUUUCAUGCUGAAUGGCAUUUCUAGUUAUUCCUCUAGUACUGCAAUGACUGCCUGCUUCCAGCAGGGAUAUUAGGAAUGUGUUAGUUAAAUCUAAAAGACUUUAAACACCCCAUGUCCAUCUGAUGGUGUCUGUAGUCUAAGAAGAGACAAAGUAUAAUCAAGUAUGUAAUGCCUGUACUCGCCUUGCUAUCCCCUUUCUUCUCCCACUCUGGAAACUACUGUAUUUACCUACUUAGCUUCCUCUUGAACCAUUAGCACUACAGCUCUUGAUACCAAUAGUUUAUCUGAAAUAAGAUACUGGCAAGAUGUGUUAGAAAAAUUAGCUUGAUGUAUCCUAACUAGACAUCCCAUAACAGCCCAUUGCUCAGUCAGCUCUUACAGAUUCAAACUGUAGCAAAGGCAUUGUAACUGCUUAUAACAUAACUUCAUAACAGUUGCAUAAUACAGUAGUUAUAAAAUAAUGCUUUGUAAAUUGGGGAGGGGCAAUUGACAUUUUAGAAAGCACUUGAGAGAGUUUACAUAUUAAUAUUAAAUGCUUUACCAUUGUAAGUCAUCCCUGAUGCUGAAAUGAGAUCACUGUCCUGCUGGUUAAUGACACUUAACUCCUCAGCCAUGCUUUUCCCAAGGGUAGCUGGUAGAAGAUCCUUAGGUUGGAGCAUUUACUCUGUGUUCUGGUGUAAUAGUUCCUAUGAACUUCAAAACAAGGCAAAACCUCGGAAUCCCUAGUAAUUUUUUUUUACUGCAGAAGAAUUGGGGUAUUUCAAGGGAAUAUGAUCCAACUACCUUGUGUUUUCCACCUCAGAUUUUCAUGCCUACUUUACAGUAAUAUUAAAUAGUGUAGUAGCUGCAAGCGAUCAGGAGACAUGCUGGUUUGUGUUUUACGUUGUAGAUUGUAUUUUGCAAGGAAAUAAAUGACUUGAGAGCAAAUGGCUUUUGUGAAAGGUCUGUUACAGCUAGAAAGUGAAAGUAAAUGUGUAGUGGGCUUUUUUAAAAAAAAAAAAAAGUAGUUAUUAUCAAGUUACAUCUUUUGGCAGAAGCACUCAAGUACAAAUAGGGGCCAGAACAACUUUUCCUUGUUUACUGAAUAACAAGCCACCAUCUUGUGAAAGGUAAUGUAGUGCUUCAGGGAUUUUUUUUAUAGUUCUUGUAAAAAAAUGGAUUUUUAAAAAGUGAUUAUCUGAAUAUAUCUAGUAUCUUAGGCAAAACAAGAGUAUAAAAAAAUCCACUGGCUUAACUUUAACCUACUUCUGGAUGUUAAAGUAGAUGGAAGUAGUAGAAACAUAACCUAAAAUAAGUAGGUUUGGUAUUUAAUUCUGUCUUAAUUUUAAUUAUUAGGGCAGCUGUGUAGGGUACAACUUCCCUUGCCUAAACCAGGUUUUCAUGCAGGAUUCUUCCAUGCAGUUUGUAAAUAACAGAUUGCAGAAUAAAGAGAUGUGAACCCUAUUGAAGUACAUGAGAGUCAUCAGACACUACAACAAUAGGAUUUCAUGUUUCUCCAUUCUUUCAUAAUAUUUUCCUUCUCCAGAAAUGUUUUGCAGCCAAACCAUUAUCUCCUGUAUCUCAUAAAUAGCUGUCUAGAGAUGAUUUACACUAAUGGGUUACCACUUGCAUGAAUAAUAUUCUGUGGGUAUGUGAGAUUUUCUCCUUUCAAAUAGUACCUGUUUAGCGGAACAACUUGUUUUAUGGACCACCAGGCAUUUUUCUUUUUUCCUUUUAGGCUGAUGUCAGCCUGGUUGAGAGUCUAGCAGAAUUAACUGAAACAUGUUUUCUAUGUCCAGCUGCCUUGAUCUUAUUGUGAUAAAAUCAAAUUGCAAAAGCAUAGAAAAAUUGCUGAUACAAGUAUGCCAAGUGGUUCAAGGUAACCAGUACUGUCUUUAUCUGAGAAGCUUGAUUAACUAAGCAUUCAAGGAACUGAGUUCUUGUUUUGAGUCAGCAAGCUAUACCUCUUAAUUUUUCUUUCCUUCUAAAGGAUUUACAGAAACUCUGACCUCCAUGUUUUAUAAUCAAAUUAAGCCUUUAAAGGUAUUAUUCUCAAAUCCUAUGUCUGUAUGUAAAUCCCACCGUUUUUAGGUUUUUCUAUGCAGAUGAUAGUGCUUUCUGUUGUUUUGUCUCUGUCCUCAGUGCUUACCCUCUGCUGAGUGGAAUUUAGGACUAACCACACCAGUUAAUGCUGGUGCUAUUUCCAACAGUCGUUAUUACUGCUUUGUUGGAAGUUAUGCCUCUCACUGCUCAGCUCUGAGCAGUCAGCCAGCUUAGUUCAAUAGCAGCUGGAGCAAACCUAGCUUGCACAACUGAAGAGGCAAUCCCAGGAUCUGUACAGAUGCACAACCAGCAAGCCUUGGUAAGCAUUUCUUCUGGUAACAGCACUGACUUAAGAGUCCCUUGAGGAAGCUAACCUCAAAAAAAACUCUUAAAUUUAAUUGCCUCAGUUCCCUGACUCAGCAGCUAAUUAUACUGAAGCCGUUGAGGGUACAGAAGUGAGAAUGUGUGGACAACUUUGCCACCAUGGGACUGUUCUGUCAGACUAUCUCUUGAUGUGUAGAGUUGGUCACUUCUUGUCGGUCAGAAAGUGCUUAAGUCUUCCUCUGGCACCGUUGUAUCUGCAGCCACUGAACGUGGCUGAAAUCUCCAGUAUGGACCAUCUUACCUUUGAGUGUCCACACCACCUUGUAAACUGCUUAACUACUGAGGUUACAGAAAAACACACUUUUGUGGCAUUGAAAAGUGUUCUAGUUGCUAUCUGUAUGUGGCAUAUAAUUUCUUAAGUUUUGUUUAGAAAUAGAUGCUUUUCAGCCGGGGAUUUGCCAAAAGCAUUUGGUAGCUGGGUAUUCAAGAGGUUCCUCGAGGUCAAAUAUUGAGUGUUUCGUCACCAAUACUUGUUUGGCAGUAAAUGGGAAAUAGCAUUCAUCUUCAGGUCCAUUACAAUCAAAUUUCAUUCUUUCCCUCCUGAAGCUGAUGUAAAGUUUUCCAAGUGAGUGGAAAUUAUCACUUUCUCUACACAGAAAAACAGAACCUUAAGGUUCACAGUUUUUCCUCUCUCUGAUUUAUGUAUGGCCCAGUCUACAAUAAAUAAAAUACAUCCUACUAC